Messenger RNA from Juglans microcarpa x Juglans regia, 715 nucleotides. Its product is annotated as CLAVATA3/ESR (CLE)-related protein 46-like. The record is from RefSeq and is a predicted model, not a curated record. The coding region runs from base 26 to 313 and encodes 95 amino acids. The transcript has 3 exons. NCBI's taxonomy places the organism in Eukaryota, Viridiplantae, Streptophyta, Magnoliopsida, Fagales, Juglandaceae.
CCUAAAUACCACACUUACUCCCACCAUGCUUAUAACGCUUCUCUUGCCAAAGAUGAAGAGAAAAGAGGUCCGAAUUUGUCUUUUAUUGGCCUUCAUCUUCAUUACUAGUGGAUGCUAUUAUUUCACAGCUAUCAGGAUUCGAAGUGCAGAAUCAGCUGUUGAUUUCAAGUUCAAACCUGUAAAAGCAAGAGAAAGCUCAGCCGCAGGAUUCAUGACAGCUACUUGGAACAAAUCAGGAAUGCAGAAUAAUCGUAAGGUUCCUUCAGCACCUAAUCCAAUUGGUAAUCGGCACCCACCAUCCAGGCAUAACUGAGUAGAGGCGUUUAUCAUGCUCAGCAAGCAAAAAAUACGGCGAAGAUGCAUUUUCGUAAGUAGAUCAGUUGGUUAAUAAUAUCAUGUAAAACUUCUGUUCACCGUGUCAUGCUAAUUGAAGGCCGGCCGGUCGAUGUUUGCUAUUCGGAAAGUCAUUCAUAUAAACAGCUAGGUUCUAAUAUUAUGCAUGGCUACCCUAAUACUAACAGCCUGAGAUGUUUUUGCAUGCUUGAAGCUCCUCGAUCAAAACUGUCACAUAUGCUACAAAAUUUUCGUUUGGAAUAUGAGGUACAAGCAUCAGUUUUCCAGGAAAACAAGGCAUAUAUAUAUAUAUAUAUAUAUAUAUAUAUAAUAUAUAUAACUGUCGGAACCAAUUUUCUUCCUGCUCCGCUGCUAUAUUCUA